Messenger RNA from Carcharodon carcharias (great white shark), 2052 nucleotides. RefSeq names its product UDP-glucuronosyltransferase 2A2-like. Gene Ontology annotation, molecular function: UDP-glycosyltransferase activity. The transcript is spliced from 3 exons. Lineage: Eukaryota; Metazoa; Chordata; Chondrichthyes; Lamniformes; Lamnidae. The record is from RefSeq and is a predicted model, not a curated record. Bases 245 to 1921 code for a protein of 558 amino acids.
AAUGUACAGACAUAACCGUAUCAGAAAUUCCCAGGACUAAGUGUGAAAUGACGAACUUGACAGGAGGAAUGACAAAGCAGAAUAUUUUUAGAAGGUUGUGAAAGUUUGGGUUCACAGAGAUUUGGGUACGCUUUUACACAAGUCCUCGAAAGCUAACCUGCAGGUACAGCAAGCAAUUAGGAAGGCAAAUCGAAAGGUGAAGGUCCGACUGGAAUCGUGCCACCUCCGCCUCACCCGAUCGUCCAUGCCACUAGCGGGAAAUCACGCUGGUGAGUUUACACGGAUUGGACUAUCAUUUCCUUUCGAUAUGAAGUGUCCUGGAUGGAAAAACAGAUUCCAGGUUGUGUAUGCUCUUAGUAUCAUCAUCAUCAUGUCUUGUACAAUGAGCCAGGGAGCUAAUAUUUUAGUUGUACCUGCUGAUGGAAGUCACUGGAUCAAUAUGAGAAUUCUAAUUGAAGAACUGAAACUUAAUGGGCAUAACAACACUGUGUUUUAUUUCUCAACAACUUGGUAUGUCAAUGAGCAACCUGACCUAUAUCGAUCCAUCAUGGUUGAACUGCAAGGAAACCUUGGGAAAACGACAAGUGAAGACAUUUUGCGAAGAUUUGUCCAAAAGUCAAUGGAUAUUUUACAGAAUGGUUCAACACCAUGGGAUUUUAUUAAAUUCCAAUACAAACUAAUGUCUUUUAUGUACACCUGCCAUAGUUCUGUUCAAAAGCUUAGCAUUUUAGUCUUCGAAAACAAAACUUUGUUAAGCCAACUUGAAAAUCUGCACUUCGACUUAGUACUUGCAGAUCCUGUUUUUCCUAUAGGCCCAAUGCUUGCUUAUUAUUUAAAACUCCCUUUGGUGUAUAAUGUUCGAUGGCUCGCCAGUGGAGAAGCUCAUUUUCUCUUCGUCCCAUCACCACUGUCCUACAUCCCAAUCCCCGGCUCACGGUUGACAGACAAAAUGAGUUUUCUACAAAGAACAAAAAAUGUCAUCCUAAGUCUUUUGCAGUUGUCUGUUACAAAAUUCCUAAUUCAUCCCAUGUACAAUGAACUCUACCAUCGAUAUCUGGGCCCAGACACAGAUAUCGAGACAAUUCUUCUAGGGGCAGAUGUGUGGCUGAUGAGAGCAGAUUUUAUAUUUGAAUUCCCGAGACCCACCAUGCCAAAUAUUGUUUACAUUGGUGGAUUCCAGUGUAAACCGUCCAAACCUCUAGCAGCAGAGUUUGAAGAGUUGAUCCAAUCCUCAGGGGAACAUGGGAUUAUUGUGAUGUCUCUGGGGACCAUGGUCAGCUCUUUGCCAAUGCACAUUUCAAUGAAAAUAGCAGAGGCCUUUGCUCAAGUACCUCAGAAAGUUAUUUGGAGAUAUGAAGGAAAGAUCCCUUCCAACAUAGAAAAUAAUACACUACUGACAAAAUGGAUCCCUCAGAAUGACCUUCUAGGGCACCCCAAGACACGAGCCUUCAUUUCCCAUGGUGGCACCAAUGGAGUUUAUGAAGCCAUCUACCAUGGGGUGCCAAUGGUUGGCAUACCUCUGUUUUUUGACCAGUUUGACAAUUUACUCAGACUUGAAAUCCGAGGUGCAGCAAAAGUGAUGGAUUUCACAGCCAUGCAGUCAACAGAUCUAUUGCAAGCACUUAGUGAGGUUAUAAACAACACUUCUUAUCGGGAUAAUAUGCAGAAACUCUCUGCUCUCCACAGGGACCAACCAGAGUCUCCAAUGGAGAGAGCCAUUUUCUGGAUUGAGUAUGUUGCGCGACACAAAGGUGCAGCACAUUUGCGCUCAGAAUUUUACCGACUCCCCUGGUAUGCUUACUAUUGCGUUGAUGUGAUGGUUUUCCUGCUGUCUUUGUUCCUCUUUGUUACAGUUCUGCUGGCUCUACUGUUGAAGGAACUUUGUAAAAUCACUCAUAAGAAGAAACAAAAAACUCAGUAAGAUUUACCCCUUUGAACUGAGAGAAGUGUUUUUUUAGUCAGGUCUUAUAUGGAAAUAUCACAAAGAUACGAUGCCAGUGAAAAUUACUGUGCAGUUACAUGGAAAUGCUGUACUGAAAUGAAAUGUUAUUA